AUGUCGCUACUCAUGCCAGAUAGACCUGCGUCGUCUGCUACGUCCUUGGCAUCUAGAUACCGUCCAGAGUUGUCAUGGGAUCAGAUUGUGUCUGCAGAAAUUGCCAGUGUGACGAGCAGCAUGCGUCGUAAUGCUCGCUGGAGUAUUGACCGGAACCAUAGGCAGGACUCGCUGAUUCAAGCAACUCUGAAUCAGCAAAACCAUCGGCAGAAUAAUGCAGAACAGGAUGACAGUUCUUCUCCUCAUCUCACCGCCGGUCGAACAAACGGUGCCUCUGGCUCAAACGCUUAUGAUUAUCUCGCUGAUAUUUCAUUGCGUGAAAGCUCUGGGCUUGAAUACCUUCGCAUGUUCACUGAUCUGGCAUCAAGGCGUGAUCCUUCUUUACGGGCUGGUCCAUUUCCAACUCUACCUGAGAGUUUGUUGUUGCAAGGCUUUUCUCGACUUAAAGCAAGACUGACCAUUAUCCAAAAUUUGCGCGAUCUUGACCCUUUGCAUUUAUUGGAUCCUUUCUUGAAUGUCAUCAAAAGUGGCGAAACAAAUGGUCAUAUUACUGGUGUAGCUCUUGAAAGUGUCGAAACAUUCAUCAACUAUCAUCCUCACCAUCCAGAUCUUUCCAGUGCGGUUGUUGCGCUUGCUGAUGCUGUCACCCAUUGCAGAUUCGAAGGAACAGAUAUUGUUUCCGACGAAGUCGUCUUAUCUCGUGUUUUGCGUCUUUUUCGAACUAUUGUUCUUUCCGAUGCCGGGAAAAAGUGUUUAGAUGACAAGUCUCUGUGUGCUAUGGUGGAGGUAUCUUUUGGAAUUCACUAUCCAUCACGUAUCAGUGAAAUGCUUCGAAAAUCAGCAGAAGAAACCUUGCUGGUGCUUGUUCAAAGCGCUUUUGAGCGUCUUGCAGUCAUUACAAAGGAACGUGAACAUCGACAGACUUUGAAAUCCAAAGUUUCAAUGAGUCGUGGCUUACGGAAUCACGCAUCAUCUACUCUUAGCGAGGACUACAUUUCUCCACUCAGAUAUGGCGGACUAGAAAAUGAAACCAGUCAGAGUGAGUUGAUCGACUUCAAUUCAUCUCCAAAUCGACAGCAAAAGGAAUUGACGAAUUCCUCGCAAGACUUGACAGCUGUUUCUUCACAACCCUUUGGGCUUCCUGCUAUUUUGGAGAUUACUCGAGUAUUGAUUACUUUGAUUGAUCCUUCAAACAGAACACAGACAGAUAGUCUACAUCGCGUUUUAGGUCUGCGUUUACUGCGACGUGGGCUUGAGAUCUCUGGCAAGUCUUUAGGAAAAUGGAUUGGCUUUGGCUAUGCAGUGAGUGAGCAAUUAAAAAAAACACCUGAAAAAUCACGCAAGCCUGAAGUCACUCGACGAACAAGCUGUUCUAUGGAAAUGAAAAUCACUACUGAACACCCUGCACAAGUCGUUAGUGUACAUCCCAAUGGAGAUAUGCUUCAUUCGGAUGGAUUACAUCGCAUUGUAGACGUAGGCAGUCCUCAGUUGAUUCCCGAAUUGAGAAAUAACGAGGUCACAGACAUAACCUUGGACUCUACUAGUCUGAGUGAUGAAAGCGAGCAACCAUUGUUGGAUAAAAAAACUCACGAGACAAUUGCAUCUGAACAGACUUUGGCACCAGAUAUCACUUUGAAACAAGAUUUGACGUGUGAUGAUAAGAAACCGUUACUGGAAGACACUGAGCAAGAUCUUGAAAACAAUGCUUCUCUUUUGACGACUACUCAUCAAGAACUGCAUGCUGACUUACAUGCUGAUUUUCAGCGUAUGGCUAUUAGUUUAAGAGAUAUGAUUACCAAUGAUCUUUGCAAACAUCUUUUUUUACUUUUAUACAACUCCAAUGUGACAUUCACCAAUCCGCCUUCUUGGCAAACUCUCUCGCUACUUACGCAGCUUUUAAAAACAAUUUUGGCGCUUUUUAACACAGUUCGCGAGUAUUUAUUUCCACAACAGCAAUGGCUUAUUCAGUUUCUAAUCCAGCAGUGCGUGUCUGGUGUUGUUGGUUGGGAUAUCGAAGAUUGGGCUACUCCAAGUGGUUCAUUCAAUGACUAUGUUCGCUCUCGUGGUGAAACUUCCCCUGUAUCUGGAAAUCAGCGUCUUGGCUAUGAGAUUAUUGUUGGUGAAGUGCGUGAAAUCUAUCUUGAAACUCUUCUUCAGCUAGCUCGAUCCCCUUCGUUUUUUGUGGAUAUGUAUGUGUACUAUGACAGCGACAUGAUGUCUUCUUGCCAUCUGUUUGAAGAAUUGUUGGGAUUUUUGUCAAAAUCCUCUUUUCCAGAUCUCACACCUGGUGGACCAGCCACAUCUAGUAUCCAUCAAGCACAAUGCUUUGACGGUUUGCUGCUGUUUUUGAGACGUUUGGUCGAUCGACGCAACAUGAUUGGUCGGCUUCCCGAAGUCUUAUCCCACAACAUUUUUGAACCAAAGCCCAGCAAUGCAGCUGUUUCGGAUCUGUUUUCUGGUACUGAACAAGAAACCGCCGCAUAUGCUCCUCAAACACUAGUAAAUAAUCGCAAACGAAAGCGAAUCAUGAGUGAAGGCGCGGCAAAAUUCAAUGCUUCAUUAAAAGAGGGAAUCAAGUUUUUCCAAGAGCAUGGGAUUUUGCCUGAUCCUCUUACGCCCAUUUCCAUGGCUCAUUUUUUUGCAUAUACGCCCAAUUUAAGCAAAAAGUUUAUUGGUGAAUAUUUUUCAAAGCCGCAAAAUGUAGAAACGCUUGGGUUAUUUGUCGAACUAUUUGAUUUUCAUGGCAAGCGAAUUGACGAGGCAAUGCGAAUUUUACUGGAAAAGUUUAGGAUUCCUGGCGAGUCUCAGCAAAUUGAGCGAGUAAUGGAUGCAUUUUCAAAAUGGUAUUUCGAGUCUAUCCAAGACGACCCCAACCGUGAGAUUGCUACAGAAAGCGACACCGCGGUGCUUGCAUUUUCAGUCAUUAUGCUGAAUACUGAUCAACACAACCCACAAGUCAAACGACGCAUGACAUUCCAUGAUUAUUCCCGUAAUGUGCGUGGACUCAAUAGUGGCAAAGACUUUUCAAUAGACUAUCUCAGGGAAAUAUAUGAUGCAAUCAAGCACACAGAAAUUGUAAUGGCUGAAGAGCAAGGAGGCGAGCUGAGUUUUAAUUUCAAGUGGCGACAAAUCUUGGCUCGUGCACCUGAGAUUGUUCAGCUUUCAAAUCGAGAUACGACAGUUUACAAUAAGGACAUGUUUAUAUCUAUAUGGGGGCCUAUGCUUGCUGCUAUUUUCUAUACGUUUGACAAUGCAGAGGACAAUAUGUCGCUUCAAAAGGCAAUUGCUGGAGUACAGCACUGCGCAGUACUUGCAUCACACUAUGAUCUUUCUCAUGUAUUUGAUUAUAUUAUUAUAUCACUACUACGAAUGACUGGGUUGAACAAAUCCAGUCGUGUUCUUCCUGUAGAAAAAGACAUUGCUGCGUUGCAGCUGAUGUUUGAGCCUCAGCUGCUAGAUACUGCUUCUUUGUCCGACUCGGAGCUUACACUCUUGCGACGUCGCGAGCGUGCACAUCAGCCUGAUCGCUGGCUAGUUGAUUUUGGAGGCAAUUAUCGAGGACAGGCAGCAGCGGUUCUUGCAUUCAAUCUUGCUAGUGACUAUGGCAAUACGAUUCGCGAGUCCUGGAAGCAUAUUAUUUAUUCAAUUGGAAAUCUAUUUCUUCAUCAAAUUCUUCCAAUAUCUUUGCUGGCUGUUGAGCAUUUUGGACAUGACAAUGUUCUCAUUCCACGAGUUAAGCCUUCUACUUUAAAUAAGCAGGCCAACGAGGUGACAUCUACUCGCAAGGAGGCUGGCAUAUUCUCCACUCUAUCCCAGCUACUUUCUUUGGGCUCACAGCAAUACAACGACGACUAUGAUCUUCAUCCAGACGAUAUAGUUUAUGAACGCAUGGCAUCAGAGUGUGUCACCUUGUGCAGAAUCGAAGAACUGAUUGCAGAUACAAGGUUUCUGGAGGAACCUACUCUUACAAAUCUGGUGACUACAUUGAUUGAAGCGUGCUACACGGAUCCAGUAAAAAUGGAUGGAGCACAUAAUUCAUUGGCCGAUCAGCAGCCACUUGUGAAAGAGCCCGUUGCUUCACAGGACAAAGUAUUUUCUGAAUCGUGUGUAUUUCAGCUUGAGCUGCUGCUCAAUAUUACGCUACGUAACCGUGAUCGUAUCCAAAUUCUCUGGCCACAGAUUUCGGCUCAUCUGAUGGAAGUAUUCAGCAAUCCCACUUUUGCACCUCCUGCUUUCCUUGAUCAUGCUGUUUCCUGUUUACUCCGUCUUUUAUUGCGCCUACUUCACGUGGAGGAGAUUCAGACGGAGAUCUUUGGACUAUUGGAUAAAGUAUCCAAAUUCCCCGCUGAUCUAAUGCAUGCAGUUGGCGAAUCUCUUGUUGCUGGUCUCUUGUCUGUUUUAAUGACCAACAUUUCGAUUGUUGCCAAACAUCAGUCUCGUUGGUUGACUGUUUUGCAUGUUCUCUCGGCGACCUCGAGCCAUCCAGGUGCUGCCUCAUUUGGAUUCGAAGCUGCUUGCCUGCUUGUUUCCAAUCAUCCCGACUCACCAGUCACUGCAGAUAAUUUUGGCGAGUGUGUUGAUUUGCUUAUUUCAUUUGUAACUGCUACUGCUUCCAGCACGGGUGCCAUCACUACUUCUACAGAGCUGCAACCUUUGAUUUCAAAUGUGCAAAUCGGUCAUGUUAGCGGUCACACAUCACCUGCUCGCGUAUCUGUUCGUGAACAACGAUCACAGACGGAAGCAAGAUCGCCUCUUUUGGUACAUCGUGCCGAGCCUAUUUGUUCAACCCAGUUAUCACCGUUAGAUAGAGCUUUGAUGGCAAUAGAGAAACUGUAUAAACUUCAGACCAAGAUUCCAAAACUAAUCGAGACCACUGGGAUACAAUCCAAACGAGCCUGGUUUGAGUUUUGGCUCCCAGUUUUAUCAGGACUAAGCCAACUUUGUUACCACCCACUACGCGAAGUACGACAACAAGCACUCACACUCCUUCAACGCAGCUUACUUUCAACCGAGUUGGAAAUGAGUUUAGGUGAAACUGCAACCAUUGUUUCUGUCGAGUGUCGUGUCGACUGCUUUGAUAACGUGUUAUACCCACUGCUGGAUGAGCUACUCAGACCAGAAGUUUAUCGACUCAAUCCACAUGGAAUUGAAGAAACACGUGUGAGAGCAGUCGCAUUGCUUUCCAAAAUCUUCUUGAGGUUUAUGCCACUGCUAGUCAACAGUAAAGAAUUACCACGGAUCUGGGUCCGUAUUCUCCAGUAUGUGUGUCAGUUUCUUGGUGCUGGCGGACGACAGCGCCGUGAAUUUGUGGUUGAAGGAGUUCAAGAAUCGCUCAAAAAUCUGUUGCUGGUGCUUUCGGCAGAAGGGAUUCUUUGGCAGCCCAAAUCCACAGACAAUCCAGCAGAUGUAAAUCUGUGGGAGCUAACGUGGUCUACUAUUGGCCAAUUUCUUCCCAGUCUGCAAGAUGAACUUUUCCCGCCUACUCAAGUUUUACCUCUGCAGCCUGCUGCACUGUCCGAGGCAUUGCCAUCUCAAACAGGUCAGCCAGCUGACUCUGGCGCAACACAAGAAGCAAGUCUUCCCUCUGAAUAAAUCCGACUUUUC
Messenger RNA from Batrachochytrium dendrobatidis JAM81, 5604 nucleotides. RefSeq lists its product as uncharacterized. Gene Ontology annotation, biological process: regulation of ARF protein signal transduction. The record is from RefSeq and is a predicted model, not a curated record. The coding region runs from base 1 to 5592 and encodes 1863 amino acids. NCBI's taxonomy places the organism in Eukaryota, Fungi, Chytridiomycota, Chytridiomycetes, Rhizophydiales. The transcript is spliced from 12 exons. Gene Ontology annotation, molecular function: guanyl-nucleotide exchange factor activity.